This is a messenger RNA of Necator americanus (New World hookworm), 657 nucleotides long. RefSeq lists its product as uncharacterized. Gene Ontology annotation, cellular component: cytosol. NCBI's taxonomy places the organism in Eukaryota, Metazoa, Nematoda, Chromadorea, Rhabditida, Ancylostomatidae. Gene Ontology annotation, molecular function: oxidoreductase activity. Bases 1 to 657 code for a protein of 218 amino acids. The record is from RefSeq and is a predicted model, not a curated record. The transcript has 7 exons.
AUGCAAUCGCACACGUUCUCGCGAGCGCGAGGCGUACCAAUAUGCGUGAAUGGCUCGGUCUCACACUAUCGACUGCAUGAGCAGCAGCCGUCAACUUCUCAAAACAUGCCGCGCUCGGUAUCGCUGGCACCGGCUAGGAUGGGGAAGGCGAGCAUGGCUGACGCCUCCCUUCCACCAACUUUUGUCGCCCGCUUCCACGAUGAAGCUGCUGUGCGCCGAAUGCAGUACCGACGGCUUGGACAAACCGAGAUGAUUGUCUCAAAAAUCGCGUUUGGUUCGGGACCAAUUGGGGGCAUGUUCGGGAACGUUGAGGACUCCAUCACGCAAAUCGUUGAGGUCGCCCUGCGAAACGGUAUCAAUUUCAUUGACACGGCCUACUGGUAUGGCCACGCGCGGAGUGAGUCGAUUCUUGGUAAGGUUCUUUCUAAAGUACCACGAAAGGCAUACUACAUAUGCACAAAGUCGCUGAUGAACAGUUUGAAACGACUCAAACUCACUUAUGUAGAUAUUUGCUUCAUUCAAAUCCAUGAUGCUGACUUUGAGCCGCAUCAAAGCAUCAUACUCUAUGAAACCCUGCAAGCUCUCCAGAUGGCGCGACACUCUGGGAAAAUACGAUACGUUGGAAUAACCGGGUAUGGGCUCAGAAAAAUAGCGUGA